This is a messenger RNA of Closterium sp. NIES-65, 2445 nucleotides long. The record is from the annotation of a GenBank genome assembly. Lineage: Eukaryota; Viridiplantae; Streptophyta; Zygnematophyceae; Desmidiales; Closteriaceae.
AUGUCAUCCUGUGUCGAUCGACGCGCUCUUCUCAAUUCGACACCUCCCCUCCCGUUCGCGUCGCCGCAUGCAGCUCCGUCUGAUCUUGUCCCUUUGGCUGUCUUUUUAACCCUGCACGUGCAGCUUCCUCGCGCGCGAACUCCCGCGAGUUCGGGGGAGAACAGCAAUCUAGACACCGCGGCCCCGCCUCCGCCCCCCGCCGCGCCGCGCCCCGUCUUCGCCUUUCCCCCUGGUGGCGCUGCUUCUGCCUCCCCGCAUUGGUUGGCGACCGUCCCUCCCGGCAAUACCGCGCACAAAACCGCGCCCCGUGCCCUCCAGUCCCCCCAUCAAGCUGGUGGCGCAGCGCUACCCGCCACUCCGUCUCCGGACGACGUCCCAGGCGGGGGAUGGAUGGGCGCGGGGGAUCGUCGCGUCCCGUCCGGCGCGGGUUCCCCUGGGGAGGGACGUGCUGGAGGGUUGAGCGGGCCUGGAAGCGCGGGGGGGUCUGGAGGGGAGCAGGACGAGGGCUUGGACGCGCAGGAAGCGGGGGGGAAGUCGUCCCGGCCGCGGACUGUUGCAGAGAGGAAGAGACGAAAUGGAAUUAGCGAGUUCGGUCUUCUCAAGGGCACCACCUACAACUCCUACCUCAUCCGCGGCGCCAACAAGGUCGCUCUAAUCGACGCGUCGCACGAGAAGUUCCGCGAGCUCUACCUCUCCGCGCUUAAAGCCGAGAUCGACAUUAAAGACAUCGACUACGUCAUCGCGAACCACACAGAACCGGACCACAGCGGUCUGAUCCGAGACCUAAUCGAACUGAACCCCAACAUAACCGUCGUCGGGUCGAAAGUGUGCAUUCAGUUCCUACAGAACCUAGUCUUAAGGCCCUUUAAGAGCCUCGUGGCGCAGCCGGGAAAGAUUCUGGAUCUGGGCGGCGGGCACGAGCUGGAUUUCAUCAUGGCACCGAACCUGCAUUGGCCGGAUACCAUGUUCACGUUCGAUAAAGGCACGGGCGUCAUGUUCACCUGCGACGCGUUCGGCAGCCACUACUGCUCCGAGAAGGUGAGAGGGGAUUCCCAGGGUCAAGGGGGUGUAUUGGUGGGGAGGUGGGGUAAGGCCAAGCGGGGAAGCUGGGCGAAGGUGUACGAUGAUGAUCUGAGCGAGUUGGAGCCGCACUACCGCUUCUACUACGACUGCCUCAUGAAGCCCAACUCGCGCUCCGUCCUCACCGCCCUGCGCAAGGUGGCCACUGCGGGGUGGGAGUUCUCAAAGAUCGCAGUGGGGCACGGCCCUCUGCUGCGCUACAGUGUGGCCACUGCGGGGUGGGAGUUCUCGGAAAUCGCAGUGGGGCACGGCCCUUUGCUGCGCUACAACGUGCCUGAGCUCACGCUCAAGUACGAGCAGUGGAGCAAGGCCGCCAUCGAGAAGCAGAAGUCGUCCAUAGCAGUGCUGUACGUGAGCGACUACGGUUACAGCGACCGGCUCUCGCAGUGCAUCGCGCGCGGCAUCACCAAGGCGGGGGCGGGCGUGGAGAUGAUGGACCUCAAGGCCGCCGACACGCAGGAGCUCGUGGAGUGCAUCGGCCGCAACGCCGCUGUCGUGCUCAUGAUGCCCCCCACCACUGGCCCUGCCGCCGCUGCUGUUGCCCCGCUGGUGGCCGGAAUCAAGGCCAAACAGUCUGUGCUGCUGUGUGAGUCAUAUGGAGGUGACGAUGAGCCGGUGGACACACUCAUGUACAAGUUCAACGACCGCGGAGUCAAGAUGCCCAUUGAACCCCUACGCAUCAAGGAGCCGCCCACUGAAGCUGUGUACCAGCUGUUUGAGGAGGCGGGCACUGACUUGGGGCAGGGCCUGACACAGAAGGCGGUGAGGGAGGAGACAAGGCGCAGCAUGCCUCUGACGGUGGCCAAGGCCAUUGCUCGUGUGUCGGGGGGUCUGUACGUGGUGACGGCCUUGAAAGGGUCCUCCAAGGGUGCUAUGAUCGCCUCCUGGGUCUCCCAGGGGGGGAGUGGGUCUGCGUGCACGUGGGGAUGUGUGUCGGGGGGCCUGUAUGUGGUCACGGCUAUCAAGGGGUCCUCCAAGGGUGCUAUGAUCGCCUCCUGGGCGAGCUUCAAGCCAUUGGGCAUCACCGUUGCUGUGGCCAAGGACAGAGCCAUAGAGUCGCUCAUGCAGGUGGGCGACUCCUUUGUGCUCAACUGUCUUGAGGAGGGCAACUUCGCCCCUCUCAUGAAGCACUUCCUCAAGCGUUUCCCCCCUGGCGCUGAUCGUUUCGAGGGAGUUGACUGGGACCCAGCCAGCAACGGGUCGCCUGUGCUGGCAGGAUCGCUGGCGUUCCUGGAGUGCACUGUGGUCAGCCGCAUGGAGACCAACGACCACUGGAUCACGUAUGCUGAGGUCACUGCAGGGAAGGUGUCCAAGCCUGAGGGCCGCACUGCUUCUCACCACCGCAAGCUGGGCGAUUAUUAUUAG